This is a messenger RNA of Coffea eugenioides, 870 nucleotides long. Its product is annotated as probable xyloglucan endotransglucosylase/hydrolase protein 26. NCBI's taxonomy places the organism in Eukaryota, Viridiplantae, Streptophyta, Magnoliopsida, Gentianales, Rubiaceae. Gene Ontology annotation, cellular component: cell wall; apoplast. Gene Ontology annotation, biological process: xyloglucan metabolic process; cell wall biogenesis. The record is from RefSeq and is a predicted model, not a curated record. Gene Ontology annotation, molecular function: hydrolase activity, hydrolyzing O-glycosyl compounds; xyloglucan:xyloglucosyl transferase activity. The coding region runs from base 1 to 870 and encodes 289 amino acids. The transcript is spliced from 4 exons.
AUGGCAUGUUUUCGAGUUCUCUGCGUGGCCCUUUUCCUCUCAGCAUUCGCAUUUCAUUCAAGUACAGUAAAUGGAAGCAUAAUAAAGAGCAUGUACAUCAGCUGGGGUGCUCAGCAUACGGCAAUUGAAGGAGAUGAUCUUGCGCUUGUCCUUGAUCAAUCUUCAGGGACGGGAGCACAAUCGAAGAAAACAUUUCUAUUUGGAAACAUUGAGAUGCUGAUCAAAUUCGUACCCGGAAACUCUGCUGGAACAGUCACUGCAUACUAUCUAUCUUCUACAGGCGACAAACAUGAUGAAAUAGACUUCGAGUUUCUAGGAAACUCAUCAGGACAGCCCUAUACUCUCCACACAAAUGUGUACAUCCAGGGAGUUGGAAACAGGGAGCAGCAGUUCUACCCAUGGUUCGACCCAUCCGCUGAUUACCACAACUACACCAUCCAUUGGAACAAGAAUGCCAUUGUUUGGUACGUCGAUGGCAUUCCACUCAGAGUCUUCAGGAACUAUGAGAGCAAAGGAAUUCCCUACCCAAGUCAACAAGGAAUGAGGGUGUACACCAGCCUUUGGAAUGCUGAUGAGUGGGCAACCAGAGGCGGCCUUGUGAAGACUGACUGGAAUAGCGCACCAUUCAUUGCCAGAAUCCGCAAUUUUAGGCCAAGGGCUUGCUUCUGGAAUGGGCCAGUUAGCAUCAGCCAGUGUUCCCUGCCUUCCCCUGCCAACUGGUGGAACACUCCAGCAUUCAAUCAACUCAGCGCAGCCAAGAUGGGGCAGAUGAACUGGGUCAGAAACAAUUAUAUGAUCUAUGACUACUGCAAAGACGCCAAGAGAUUCAAUGGAGUGAUGCCAGCUGAAUGUUCCUUACCACAGUUUUAG